GCUGUGUUAAGCGGCUCUUGGUUCGGUUUGACUCGCUUGUCAUUCUGUAUUUCAAGCAAUGACAGCGAGGUUGCAGUGGAAGAGUUCACUUCUACACUUCUAACUCCACUUUUCAGCUAAAACUUUUGAAAGUCUGUGGUAGGUAAACAGACUGCAUGGUAUCGCGAGCACUAAGGAAAACUUGGCAUGCACUUUUAGGAAGUGAAGUUGCGUUGGUUUGUUGUUAUUUUGGAAACUGCAGGCUGAAGGAGAACAUGAUGGCGGCUGAUAUGUUGUUAAUGAAGAGACUAAACAGGCUGCGACCUUCUGUAACAUAUCAGAGCAACAACAGUAAUGUGAGUGUUCAGAACAAAUCAAGCACGAGUCUUAUGGAAAAGCCUCUCCAGCGACAGAGUUAUUGCUGUCCUGCAAGAACUGUUUUCAAAUUUAGAGCCAUUAUGGAAUCACUUCAUAAUCACGCUUACUUUGGCUCAAGAUUAAAUGGUGCUAAAUGUGCUCGGGUUUGUCAUGCUUUAAAGGACAAUGUGGAGGGCAGCGGAGGAGUCAACACUUAUAGCAACAGAUGUUUGGGAAAAGCCAGAUACAAGUUAUUUCAGGGGCUUACUCAGUCCCAACUGCCACUGUAUGGUCAAACCUGCUCAUUUCAUCAAGACCACUGGUGUUGGAGCAAUGGGAAAAAAGAAGAAUUUAACAAAGCCAACAAUACUGACUCCAAGAAACACAAACAAACGCUCAGUGAGAGUGCCAAGGAACGGAAAGUACCAGUAACGAGGUUUGGGCGUCUGGUGAAUUUUGGGGGCUUGGCAGUUGGACUGGGCUUGGGUGCGAUAGCUGAAGUGGCAAAAAAGAGCCUUAAAUAUGAGGACAAAACAGGAGAUAAGAAAGCCGUUCUUGACUCCAACCCUUUUGUCUCUGAGGCUAAUGCUGAAAGAAUUGUAAGGACGCUGUGUAAAGUGAGAGGAGCUGCUCUUAAACUUGGUCAAAUGCUCAGCAUUCAAGAUGAUGCCUUUAUCAAUCCUCACCUUGCAAAGAUCUUUGAGAGAGUUCGACAGAGUGCCGACUUCAUGCCCACCAAGCAAAUGAUGAAAGUAGUCAGCAAUGACUUGGGGCCACACUGGCAGGAUAAACUUGAGUUCUUUGAGGAGAAGCCUUUUGCAGCUGCCUCUAUUGGUCAGGUUCAUCUGGCUAAGUUGAAAAAUGGCAGAGAUGUGGCCAUGAAGAUUCAGUACCCAGGUGUGGCCAAAAGUAUCAACAGUGAUGUCAACAACCUAAUGACUCUACUUAGUAUGAGCAAUGCAUUACCUGAUGGUCUGUUUCCAGAACAUUUAAUUGAGGUUAUGAGCAGGGAACUGGCUCUAGAAUGUGAUUAUGUAAGGGAAGCCAAAUGUGCCAAAAAAUUCCAAGAACUUUUAAAGGAUCACCCAUUCUUCUAUGUGCCAAAUGUAGUGGAUGAACUAAGCAGUCAGCAUGUCCUCACUACUGAGUUAGUGUCUGGAUUCCCUUUGGAUAAAGCUGAAGAACUCCCACAGGAACUUAAGAAUGAGAUCUGUAAGGAGAUUUUAAAUCUUUGCUUGAGAGAGCUGUUUGAGUUUAAAUAUAUGCAGACGGAUCCAAAUUGGUCCAAUUUCUUUUUUGACCCACAGAAUCAUAAGGUUGCACUGUUAGAUUUUGGGGCCACUAGAGGUUUUGAUGCAAGUUUUACAGAUGCGUACAUAGAGAUCAUUAAGGCAGCAUCAGAAAGGGACAGAGAGGGGGUUUUACAGCGAUCAAUUGACAUGAAAUUUCUGACUGGUUAUGAGUCAAAGGCUAUGAUGAAUGCCCAUGUAGAUGCCAUAAUGAUUCUUGGUGAGGCCUUUGCCUCCGAAGAGCCAUUUGACUUUGGCACUCAAAGUACAACAGAGCGGAUCCACACACUCAUUCCUGUCAUGCUGAAACAGCGACUCACUCCUCCUCCAGAAGAAACCUACUCCCUGCACCGCAAAAUGGGAGGCUCGUUUCUUAUCUGCUCACGCCUUAAAGCCAAGCUGUGCUGCAAGAACAUGUUUCAGGAGGCCUAUGCUAAAUACUGGCGAGAUCGAAAAUUGGAGACCUCAUACUGAGCAGGUGUGUAUGGAGCCAGUGGGGAAGCGUGCAAUGCCAAAUGCCAACUAAAAUCUAAAUCCAUAGCAUUUUGUAAAAGUGCAUGUUAAUUCACUUGUCCUUUUAUUUCAUCUGUAACCGGUGAAAGAUUCAAAAGAUUGUGUCUAAUAAAUGAUUCUCUUUCUACCUAUAUGGAAAAAUGUUAUAAUUAUAGUGGAUUUAUCUGUAAUAAAAUCUUGCAAAUGAA
Molecule: messenger RNA, 2326 nt
Organism: Trichomycterus rosablanca
Lineage: Eukaryota; Metazoa; Chordata; Actinopteri; Siluriformes; Trichomycteridae
Gene: coq8ab
Product: coenzyme Q8A, genome duplicate b
Exons: 14
Coding region: 156-2099 (647 amino acids)
Biological process (GO): ubiquinone biosynthetic process
Source: RefSeq, a predicted model, not a curated record